AUGAACAGAAAGAAGAUUCUGUCACUUGGGAUGACCGUGGGAUGCCUUUCGUUGAGCAAGUGAGUCUUGAGGAGCGCAUGAGAACUGAUACUGAAGAGAAACCAUUCAUCUGCCCUCAAUGUGGGAAACGUUUCACGGUGAAACAGAAGCUCGACGCUCAUUUAAGGAUUCACACCGGAGAGAAACCAUUCACCUGCCCUCAGUGCGGAAAAAAUUUCACGCAACAAGGUCAGCUUAACAUUCACAUGAGAAGUCACACCGGAGAGAAACCGUUCAUCUGUCCUCAAUGUGAUAAGAGUUUCACAUCGAAACAAAGCCUUAAAAGUCACAUGAGAAUACACACCGGAGAGAAACCGUUCACCUGCCCUCAGUGUGAAAUGAGCUUCACGCAGCAAGGAUACCUUAAACGUCACAUAAGAACUCACACCGGCGAGAAACCUUUCACCUGUCCUCAAUGUGGAAAGAGUUACAAAGUCAAACAAAGCCUCGAGAGCCACUUGAGAGUUCACACUGGGGAAAAGCCGUUCAUCUGCCCUCAGUGUGGAAAGGGUUUCACAGCAAAACAGUGUCUUAAAAGUCACAUGAACAUUCACAUCGGAGAGAAACCAUUCACCUGCUCCACCUGUGGGAUGAGCUUCACGCAACAUCAAAGUCUUAAACGUCACGCGUGGACCCACACCGGAGAGAAGCCUUUCAUUUGCCCCGAGUGUGGAAAGAGCUUUGCAGUGAAACAAAGCCUCGAGAGCCACAUGAGAAUUCACACCGGAGAGAGACCUUUCACCUGCCCCGAAUGUGGAAAGAGUUGCACAGUAAAGCAAAACCUUGAGAGUCACAUGAAAACUCACACCGGAGCGAAGCCUUUCUCCUGCUCUCAGUGUGGAAAGAGAUUCACGGUGAAGCAAAGCCUCGAGAGCCACAUGAGCGUUCACUCCGGAGUGAAGCCUUUCACCUGCCCCGAGUGCGGAAAGAGUUUCACAAUGAAGCAAAAGCUGGAGAGACACAUGAAAAUCCACACCGAAGAGAAGCUUUACAUCUGCCCUUUGUGCGGGAACAGUUUCACAAUGAAGACCAACCUCGAGAGACACAUGAAAAUUCACACGGAAGAGAAGCCGUUCACCUGCUUCGUGUGUGGAAAGAGUUUCAGAAUAAAACAAAACCUCGAGAGUCACAUGAGAGUUCACACUGGCCUGAAGCCCUUCAUCUGCUGCGAAUGUGGGAAGAGCUUCACUGUGAAACAAAGCCUUGAGAGUCACAUGAAACUUCACAACGAAGCCACGGCUUUCACCUGCUCCGAGUGCGGAAAGAGUUUCACCGUCAAACAAAACCUCGAGAAUCACAUGAGAAUUCACACCGGAGAGAAACCUUUCACCUGCCCCCAGUGUGGGAAGAGCUUCACGCAACACGUACACCUUAAGCGUCACACGAGAAUUCAUUUCGACAGAGUCGGGGAACCUUCUCCGCUGUCUCCUGUGUACGCCAUCCGUCCAGAUGAAGUGAUAGCAGUCAUAGCGUACCAGGACACCAACCAGCUCUCAGAGGAGAGUGAUGUAGUCAAUCUAUUCACAACAGAGCUAAAAUCUGGAUGCAGGAGAUCUGUCAGUCUUCUCAAGUGGGAUUGUGGGGAUCUUUUUAAGCUGGUUCCAGCAUCCAGAAUAAGGCCAGCGAUCUGUGUAAUAAACAGGGUCGGACAUUUCCUGCUGAUAAAGAUGGAGCAACAUGAAAACAAUCGGACCACAGACACUCCAGAUGUGAAGAAGAAAACCUGCCAGCCCUCACCUAGACAAGAGCAGAAGAAUACAACAGAAGAUCAGAAUGACUUCAAAGAGGACCUUGUCACUUGCCAUGAAUGUGGAAUGGAUUUCUUUGAGCAAGCGAGCCUUGAACAGCACGCGAGAAUUCACACAGAACAGAAACUGUUCAUCUGCCCUCAGUGUGGAAAGAGUUUCGCCGUGCAACACAGGCUCGAGGCUCAUUUAAGGAUUCACACCGGAGAGAAACCGUUCCCCUGCUCUCAGUGCGGAAAAGGUUUCACGCAACAGGGUCACCUUAACCUUCACAUGAGAAGUCACACCGGAGAGAAACCGUUCACUUGCCCCCAAUGCCAAACCAGUUUCACGUCGAAACAAAGCCUUAAAAGUCACAUCAGAAUUCACACCGGUGAGAAACCGUUCGCCUGCUCCGAGUGCGGAAAGAGCUUCAUCACACAAGGCCACCUUAAACGGCACGUGAAAACUCACACCGGCGAGAAGCCUUUCACCUGUCCUCAAUGUGGAAAGAGUUACAAAGUGCAAGAAAGCCUCGAGAGUCACAUAAGAGUUCACACCGGAGAGAGGCCGUUCGUCUGCCCUCAGUGCGGAAAGGCUUUCACAGCGAAACAGUGCCUUAAAAGCCACAUGAACAUUCACAUCGGAGAGAAACCAUUCACCUGCUCCACCUGUGGCAUGAGCUUCACGCAACAGCAAGGUCUUACGCGACACAUGUGCACUCACACCGGAGAGAAGCCUUUCAUUUGCCCCGAGUGUGGAAAGAGCUACACGAUAAAACAACGCCUCAACAUUCACAUGAGGAUUCACUCGGGAGAGAAACUCUUUUCCUGCUCUCAGUGCAGGAAGAAUUUCACGCUGAAACUCAGCCUUGAGAGACACAUGAGAAUUCACACCGGAGCGAAGCCCUUCUCCUGCUCGCAGUGCGGAAAGAGAUUCACGGUGAAGCAAAGCCUCGAGAGCCACAUGACCAUUCACACCGGAGUGAAGCCUUACACCUGCCCCGAGUGCGGAAAGGGUUUCACGAGCAAACCAAAGCUUACCUACCACAGGAGAAACCACUCGGGAGAGAGGCCUUUUAUAUGUUCCAAGUGUGGCAAAAGUUUCACGGUGAAACAAAACCUCGAGAUUCACACGAGGAUUCACACCGGAGAGAAGCCUUUCUCCUGCUCCCAGUGCGGCAAGAGCUUCACGAUGAAACGCAACCUCGAGAUUCACAUGCGGAGCCACACCGACGAGAAGCCUUUCGCCUGCUCCCAGUGCGGAAAGAGUUACAAAGUGCAGCAAAGCCUCGAGAGUCACAUGAGGGUUCACACCGGAGAGAACCCUUACGCCUGCUCCGAGUGCGGGAAGAGCUUCACGGUCCGGCAGAACCUCGAGAACCACGUGAGGAUUCACACCGGAACGAAACCGUUCACCUGCUCCGAGUGCGGAAAGAGCUUCACGGUGAAACAAAGCCUUAGGAGUCACAUGAGAAUUCACACCGGAGAGAAACCCUUCACCUGCCCCCAGUGUCCCAAGAGCUUCACGCAGCAUCAUCACCUUAAACGCCACGUGAGGACUCACGCUGUUGAGAAGCUCAUUGAUGGAGUGGGGGCAAUCUCCACUGUCGACUGCGGACGAUCCAAAAAUAGCAGUCGGAGGAUAAGAGCGAAUGAAAGCCGACCGAUGGAAACUGAUGCAAUAAGCGGCAUCGAGCAUUUCCUGCUGAUAAAGAUGGAGCGACAUGAAAACAAUCAGACCACAGACACUCCAGAUGUGCAGAAGAAAACCUGCCAGUCCUCACAUAUGCAGGAUUGCACGAACAAAAGGCAGUAUUUGACCCCAGAAGACUGUUUAUUUAUUAGUCGGUAUAUUUUCCUGUUCCUCUCCACAGCUUCCUCCUCCCUGAUUUUUCCUUGUCCCCAUUGCUCUGUGACAUUCACUGACUUCACAUACUUGGACAAACACAUCAAAUGGUGCCAUCGAAGCGAAUACUUGGCAUGGGUGAAAAACCACAAAGUCUACAACUGCUCUAAAAUAUCCUCCGGGAUGCUCAGCUGCUCGGCGUGCCACUAUCGGUUCUUCUCUCAUAGGCAGCUGGAGACCCAUGUGCGCAAGGCCCACCUUCCUACACCCAAACCCAUCAGAAAACGCUACACCUGCCCACAGUGUGAUCGCAGCUUUGACUACAUCGGUAACCUGAAAAACCACUGCCACAGAUGCCAUGGCUUAGCCACGGAGUGCAAAGAUGGACAGAUUAGUUGUGCUAAAUGCGGUCAAAGCUUUGCUGGAGUCUGGGGUCUCGGACCACAUCGCUGCCACGAGGAUGAGAAGAAACCCAUUGUGGGUGUCGACGAACCCAUUUGCACGGACCGUGGCUAUUUGUGCCGAGACUGUGGCAAGAACUGCUCUACACUUCAAUGCCUGACGAUACACAAACGCAUUCAUACCGGCGAGAAGCCAUGCGUCUGCGAAGAUUGCGGUCGUGGAUUUCAUGAUAUGGGGAGUCUGCGGAAUCACAAAGUCAUACAUACAGGAAUCCGGCCAUACAAGUGUCUAGAAUGUGGUAAAGCGUUCGCCAGGAUGGCCCACCUCAGAUGUCAUCUGCGAACUCACACGGGCGAAAGGCCGUACCCAUGCCCCCAGUGCGGGAUGAGAUUCAGUCACCGAUCGACGCUUCGCAUCCACCAAGAUAUUCACUCCAAGGAAAAACCAUUUUCUUGCCCCGACUGUGGCAAAAUGUUCUCCGCUCUGAGGUACGUGAAGGUCCACCAAAGAGCGCACAACUCCGAGCGGAUGCUGCAGUGCAGAGAAUGUACGAAGACGUUUUCACGGGAGGACGUGCUCAAAAAACACUUGCGCAUUCACACGGGCGAGCGGCCGUACCAGUGCAAUGUCUGCACCAAGCGUUUCGUCCGCAUCUCGCACUUGAAGAACCACAUGAGAACGCACACUGGCGAGAAACCGUACCGCUGCGAGCUGUGCGGCUCCAGCUACGCCCAGUCUGGAGAUUUGACCAAACACAUGAGGAGACACACGGGGGAAAAACCCUUCGCCUGUUCUGACUGCGACCGCCGCUUCAACAACUCGGGCGACCUGAGCAAGCACAGGCGCAGUCACACGGGCCACAGACCCUACAAAUGUAUGGAGUGCGGGAAAAGUUUUCUCAUGCCUCAGCACCUGAAGUUACACAAACUAACACACACGGGCGAGAGGCCGUACAGCUGCCCGCGGUGCCUCCGCACCUUCACUCGCCCGCACCAUCUUUCUCAGCACAUGGAAAAGCACAUAUAACGAUGGAUAGCUGCUCUACUUCUGUCAAAUCUCAGUUACAUGUAGAAUGGGUGGGAAAUGUUUCCCUGGAGGGCCACUGUCCUGCAGAGUUUCUCUCCAGCUCUGAAAAAAUACCUACCUGUUUCCUGAAGACCUUAAUUACCUUGCUCUGCAGGGACACCUGCCCUCCAGGAUCAAGCUGCCCAACCCAGGAUUUAGAUAAAUGAAUUGGAAAUCAGCUCACUUCUUAAAAGUUACUGAGUCCGGAUGCAUAGUCUUCCAUUCUGGACUGCCCUUAAAGGUUUAACAUUAUAACUAUUUUGCAUGCUCAACUCCUUUGGAGAUAUCGAUUGAAUAGAAUUAAUGCCUUUCAAUUAUUUUUGUUAAUAUGGGUAGUGAAUGAAUCAUGCUUUAAAGUGUCUAUUUAAGGUACGGGUGUCAUUAGCAGUUUGGCUUGAAUUGUUAAAUCGUUUAAAGUUCAUAUUUAAUAAUUUAAAGACACUGUUGGUUCUCAAGAGUAAAUGAAGAUGAGAGUUCUACUGCUGUGGCCUAAUAAUAUUCU
Molecule: messenger RNA, 5580 nt
Organism: Puntigrus tetrazona (Sumatra barb)
Lineage: Eukaryota; Metazoa; Chordata; Actinopteri; Cypriniformes; Cyprinidae
Product: zinc finger protein 91-like
Exons: 6
Coding region: 42-5039 (1665 amino acids)
Source: RefSeq, a predicted model, not a curated record